Messenger RNA from Endocarpon pusillum Z07020, 1728 nucleotides. RefSeq lists its product as uncharacterized. The coding region runs from base 1 to 1728 and encodes 575 amino acids. The transcript is spliced from 4 exons. NCBI's taxonomy places the organism in Eukaryota, Fungi, Ascomycota, Eurotiomycetes, Verrucariales, Verrucariaceae. The record is from RefSeq and is a predicted model, not a curated record. Gene Ontology annotation, molecular function: monooxygenase activity; heme binding; oxidoreductase activity, acting on paired donors, with incorporation or reduction of molecular oxygen.
AUGGAUCUUGUUAGCCAGCUAAGAGCUAGCAUUUCUUCCCCAAGUGUACGGCAAUCAAUUGCGCUGUUGCUAUUACUCUUCAUCGCUUAUUACGUCGUGGUCAUCAUCUACCGGCUCACCCUUCAUCCGCUUGCCAAAUAUCCAGGCCCCUUCUUCAGCAAGAUCUCAGAUUGGGCGAUUGUGUACCAAACGGCGACAGGCAACCGGCACCUUCGACAGCUGAAGGAACAUGAGACUUAUGGGCCCGUGGUUCGAAUUGGACCCAACACCGUUUCCAUCAACACCGUCGCGGGCUUGGAGGAGAUCUACGCCAACAGGAAAGCCAACGUGAAGAAGUCAGACUGGUACAGGUCUACCGCUGCAGCUGGCCAUGCAGGCUCAACCGCUCAAAGUACCCACACGGAGAUCGACCGGGAGCGUCAUGCAUUCCGAAGACGUGUGCUGGGCCAUGCCUUCUCAGACAGCGCAAUCAGGUCUGCCGAGACCUUUGUCCUCGCGAAUAUUCGCACAUGGUGCAAGCAUCUCAGCGAAGGAGCACAGCCGGGAGAAUGGACCCAUGAGAAAAACAUGGACGAGUGGUGCACCUAUCUCGCUUACGAUAUCAUGGGUGAUCUGGUCUUUGGCAAGCGAUUCAACGUCAUGGAAAAUGACGAGCACCGCGAGGUUCCAGCAAUCGGCAUGAGCGCAUUGCGCUUCAUAUAUCCGGCAGCUUACGCCCCCCUCCAAACCAUCCUCCGCCCCAUUUUCGCCAGUCCUCUGAUGCUCAAACUCGGUGGCCGAGCAGCCCGCGACGCCCUGCGCUUCAUCGAAUACGCGCAAUCUCAAGUCGCCUCUCGCAAACUCGCCGAAGAGGCCACCUCCAACGGAAGCUCGGACAAACCUGCCCGCAAGGAUUUCAUGCAUUACCUCCUCUCCGCCCGCGACCCCAAAACCGGUGCUCCCUUCCUAACCAAAGAAGAACUUGACGCAGACAGCGGUCUUCUAAUUUCCGCUGGUGCAGACACCACCGCGAUCACCCUAGCAGGGCUUUUCUUCUACCUAAUCCACAACCCCGGUGCCCUGAAACUUGCCACGGCCGAAGUUCGCCGCACUUUCGCCGACGUCGAGGAGAUCGUCGCUGGCCCCAAACUCAACUCCUGCGUUUACACCCACGGUUGCAUCGACGAAGCCCUGCGCCUAUCUCCCCCCGUGACGGGGCACCUACCGCGGGAAGUACUAGCCGGCGGCUUGAUGAUCGAGGGCGAGUUCUUCCCCGAAGGCACCAUCGUCGGCACAUCCGCAUACGCCAUCCAUCACCAUCCGGACUACUAUCCCGACCCCUUCUCGUUCAAGCCCGAGCGCUGGAUCUCCAACCCUCAGGAAUAUAUCCCUGACGCUGGGACCGCGACCACAGCUCAAGAUGUCGCAACCGCCAAGGCGGCAUUCUGUCCCUUCAGCCUCGGCACGAGAGGCUGUAUCGGAAAGACGCUGGCGUAUCAGGAGAUGAUGCUCGCGAUCGCCAGGGUGUUGUGGCUGUUUGAUGUGAGGAAACCGCAGCUGAAACUUGCUGGUGCUGGUGCUGGUGGUGCUGGUGAAGAUGCUUCGGCUGUGCGGGUGCCGACGGGAGAAGGGGAUCCGAAGGCGGCAGAGGAGGGAAGAAGGAGGGUGGGAGAGUAUCAGUUGAGAGAUUAUUUCUUGGGUAUCAGAGAGGGACCCGGAGUGGAGUUUAGGAGGAGGGCCGCAUGUUGA